Messenger RNA from Opisthorchis viverrini, 378 nucleotides. RefSeq lists its product as hypothetical. The transcript has 2 exons. Bases 1 to 378 code for a protein of 125 amino acids. The record is from RefSeq and is a predicted model, not a curated record. Lineage: Eukaryota; Metazoa; Platyhelminthes; Trematoda; Opisthorchiida; Opisthorchiidae.
AUGAGCAGACUCACUAUAUUUCUUGCUAGACACUCGCAGAAGUUAGCUCUAGCCUUUGGGACCUUGGCUAUCGGCAUUGCUUAUGGGUGCCAACCUUAUUAUGAAGUGUGUUGCCGGUGGUCACUAGUGAAACAUAAGGCGAACGGUGAAACUAGACCGUCAGAUCGAAUUCUCCGGGCAUUCGACGAGGUUUGUGGACAGUUUGCCUUGAGUGAAAAACAGAAAGCACAAUUGGACAUUUUCCUAAUGACGGCAGACCAACCCGUCGCUUUGGGCUCACUCGUCUCCAAGGGUUAUGCCUUUAUUGGACUUCCUGCUUGUGCGGUCUAUUCAGACACGUCAGAAAUUCCCACUGAUGCUCUUGACUUUUAUACGUGA